CAAUCCCUUUGGACUUUUAACACAUCAAAAUUCAGGGAUCAAUGGAGCUGUGUGAGGUUGCUGGACUCCGGUACCUUGCACCUGGGAACGAGACCCCCUACCCAGCUCAUUUCACUACUAUGCAGAACAUACCUGCAUUCCAUUUCAGCAGAUUCUUAAGACCAACAACACCCAAUCCUCAGAUCCCCCCUCCGGUCCAUGAGUUCAAUCCACAGUCAUCAUGUUUCAGCAAUAACUCAACUUCUGAUGAAGCAGAUGAGCAGCAGUUGAGCAUCAUAGAUGAAAGGAAGCAGAGGAGAAUGAUAUCUAAUAGAGAAUCUGCUCGCCGGUCACGGAUGCGGAAGCAGAAGCACCUGGAUGAACUCUGGUCACAAGUUAUGCGGCUCCGAAAUGAGAACCGUCAACUCAUAGACAAGCUGAAUCAUGUGUCAGAGUGCCAUGACCAGGUCCUCCAGGAAAAUGGGCGGCUAAGAGAGGAAGUUUCUGACCUUCGCCAAAUGCUCAACAACCUGCAACUUGAUAGUUCUUAUGCCACGUUGAGGGAUCUCGAAGAGAUACCCUGCAACACAGCUCACCUCAGAGCUGAAUCCUCAAACCAAUCCAUCACUAGUUCCAUGGAUUUGCUUCAUUGAGAUGGGAGCCAUGUUUUCUUCUCUUCUCUCUCUUUUUCUUU
Molecule: messenger RNA, 673 nt
Organism: Telopea speciosissima
Lineage: Eukaryota; Viridiplantae; Streptophyta; Magnoliopsida; Proteales; Proteaceae
Product: basic leucine zipper 43-like
Exons: 1
Coding region: 42-632 (196 amino acids)
Biological process (GO): regulation of DNA-templated transcription
Molecular function (GO): DNA-binding transcription factor activity
Source: RefSeq, a predicted model, not a curated record